Molecule: messenger RNA, 1179 nt
Organism: Mucor mucedo
Lineage: Eukaryota; Fungi; Mucoromycota; Mucoromycetes; Mucorales; Mucoraceae
Exons: 4
Coding region: 123-884 (253 amino acids)
Biological process (GO): regulation of transcription by RNA polymerase II
Cellular component (GO): nucleus
Molecular function (GO): DNA-binding transcription factor activity, RNA polymerase II-specific; RNA polymerase II cis-regulatory region sequence-specific DNA binding
Source: RefSeq, a predicted model, not a curated record
AUUAUUGAUAGACACUACUAGAAGAACAGCAGCGUAUUUUAAACAAUAACAUCCACACUUGUUCUGGUGUCGAAUUUAACGGAUAUGAUGCAGCUGCCGCUGUUGCUGCUGCUGAACACCACAUGAUGGCGAAUAUGAUCCAACAAGAAGAUAACUAUAUGUAUAAUCCUACCGUAGAUCCUAAGCAAUUUGAAGGCAUGUCGAGAGAACAAUUAAUUGCAAGAUUGGUUGCAUUAGAAAAAGAAAACCAUUGUAUCACCACCACGGCUACUACCAGCACUGAUGAGAUGGCGGACGAUUCGGUAGAUGAAACCGCAACCGAGGAAGAUGAACAAGAACAGAUUCGGACCUGUUUGUGGUCGGAUUGUGGUCAAAAGUUUGAUAUAUUGCAGAAAUUAAUAUCUCAUAUUACCGAAGUACACGUGGGAGGUGGAAAAGCAACUUAUCGAUGCGAGUGGCAAAAAUGCGCUAGAAGUAAUAAACCUUUUACAAAAAGACAUAAAAUGUACAACCAUCUACGUACACACACAGGCGAAAGACCCUUCGCAUGUCCUAAACCAGAUUGCGAAAAGAAGUUUUCUCGCCCAGAUUCACUUACAACGCAUAUUAAGACGCAUUCAAAUGUGAGACCUUUUGUGUGCCUGUUUGCAGGUUGUGGAAAAGCAUACUAUCAUUCCCGAUCUCUAAAAAAGCAUGAAAAGAGCCAUGAACCAUCACCACCACCACCUUCUUACGAACAAGUCAUGUCUACGGGGCAGGUACCCGUCAAUAAUUCAUUUAUCGAACCAUAUUAUUCACCUCAAUUUGCCUUUCAUUAUCCUCCCCCUCCACCUCCAUUCAACCCAUCACAUUAUCCCACAUCAUUUAUGAACUCCAACAUGUAAAACUUUCUGGCGAUAAAAAACAGGGCUGGUUUCCCUUCUUUUAUAAAUGUCUUAUGUACCAUUCUUUUUUUAUAUCAGUACACAUCUUUAUAUACAUACAAUAAAAUAAAAAAACAUAUAUAAAUAGGUCAUCACCCUUUCUCUUCUUCCAUCUCCCUAAAUGGUUCUGGUUUAAACAUUAUAAAUAACUUGCAGCAAACUUCAAAACUCCGUUUAAUUUCCUCUUUUUCUAAUCGUCGAUAAAGGGAUCACGUCUUGUGUGGCCUCACUGCAAGAAUCUUCUUCAUCAGCCUCA